Molecule: messenger RNA, 1155 nt
Organism: Gordionus sp. m RMFG-2023
Lineage: Eukaryota; Metazoa; Nematomorpha; Gordioida; Chordodea; Parachordodidae
Product: metaxin-2-like
Exons: 6
Coding region: 32-967 (311 amino acids)
Biological process (GO): mitochondrion organization
Cellular component (GO): cytoplasm; SAM complex
Source: RefSeq, a predicted model, not a curated record
CUUGAUUACCUUAUUUUAGAAUGUGAAGUUAAUGCCCAUAAUAUUAGAUUUCUAUUAUCAAAUGCUUUCCAAAAAAGAUAUUAUAUACCUCUAUCAACAUUUAGAAAAAAGUCAAAUACUUACCAAUGAAUAUGCACAUUCUUUAGCUAGUCAAGCAUAUUUACAUAUGCGAAAUAUUCCAUUUAUGCUCAAAAUGAAAGAAAAUGUUGAAUUUAUGACUGAACAAGGUGAGGUUCCAUUGCUAAGAUAUAAUGAAAACAUGAUUAUUACUGGUUUUGAACAUAUAGUGAAAUUUGUGAAUUCUAAAUAUCUUGAAAAUGAUUUAAAACUAUGUGAUAUAAAUUAUGAGAAAUUGGCAUUUAUGAAAUAUAUAGAUCACACAUUUACAUUGGCUGAGAUAUACAUUUUAUGGAAAGAUGAGGAUGUUUACUCAAGAUUUACAGCAUUAAGAUAUGGAUUUCCCUAUUCUUUUCCAUUAAAUAAAAUAAUGACCUACAGCAAAAAAAGAUCAUUAUUUAAAUAUUUAAAAGCUCAUGACUGGUUUGAUUUGAAUUUAAAACAAGUAUUAACCCAUGUAAAAACUUGCUGUGAUAGAUUAUCUCUAAGACUGGGAGCAAAUUCUUUUAUUUUUGAUAACAGACCUACAGAAAUCGAUGCCUUAAUUUAUGGUCAUAUAUAUGCAAUUCUUACACUCUCCCCUCCUAUGUUGUACCAAAAGCACAAUGAAGGAUCAUAUGAACAUCAUUCCAUAUUCGAUUCUUUUCAAUUCAAUUCUCGCACAAAUGGGAAAUAUAACUCAACAAAAACGUCUUCAAUUGAUUCAGACCAAAUUUAUAUGCCAGAACAUCUAAGAAAUAUAGUUUUAAGUUAUGAAAACCUUUUAAAAUUAUGUUUUAGAAUAUAUCAAACUUAUUUUGAAAAAUUUAAAAUAAAUGAUAAAAAAAAUUCUGAUAAUUUUUAUCAAUAGAAUUUUUUUAAGCUGUCUAUAAUUAUAUAGAUAAUUAUUAAUCUAAUAAUUUAUAAAUCAUGGAAUAUAUUUUAUUGAAUUAUAUUAUAAAUUUUUUUAUAUACAUUUUUUUAAAUUCGCAUCGAUAAUAAAUAUAUACAUAUUGUGUAUUAUACUAUUUUUAAAGUUAGCAUAAUUCAUAAAAUAAA